CUUGAACUGAGUGACCUUUCAGGCAGAAUGUAGAUUGAAUGCUCAUACUACUGCUGCCUGUUGCUGAGUGGAAGACAGCAGAAAAUUUGGAUUCAAACAUUUAUUGGUUUUUGUUUUGCUUUGUUUUAUUUCCUUUUGCCUUAAGAAGAUGAACAGUGAAACCACAACCCUGAUAUCCUUGAAGGAGGCAAUGAAAAGAGUAGACCACAAACUCCAAGCGUUAGAAGCACAGUUCAGAGAACUAGACUUCACCAAGGAUAACCUGAUGCAGAAAUUUGAACAUCAUAGGAAGACUCUGGCAAGCCAAGCAGCUCAAGAUGAGAUGUGGACAGCAGUUCUGGCACUCAAGUGUAUCAGAGACAUCACGUUUCUCAUUACCAACAUGGUAAAGAACCAGGCUCUGCAGGACAGUUUGCUGAGGGCUGUGCAGGUAAUUGAGAAGGGGAAAGCAGUUAAGACCCCUGAAGAGCAAAAGUCAUCCCUCAAAGAGUUGAUACCAUCCGUCAAAAACUAACCUAUCAUCCUAUGACCCAGUAAUUCCACCUCUAGUAAUUUAUCUUGCAAAUGGCAAAAAUAUACACAAUUUAUUAUAUUCUUAUUUUUAUAGCAAAGAGAGGAUGUUAAAUAAAUUAUGACAAAUUGACACAAUAGAUACUUUCUUUGUAGCCAUAUAAAAGAAUGAAGAAGCUCUUUGUGUAAUGAUAUGAAGUUAUCACCAAAUGCGGUGUUCUUUUCAAAUAUUUAUUUCCAAUAUAUAUUGCUAAGUGGUGCAAAACCAAAUGUGUGUGUGUGUGUGUGUGUGUGUAUAAUGCAUAUGAGUUUAUAUAUCCAUAAACUUCUUCUGCAGAGAUAGACAAGAAAGUGAUAAUAUUAGUUGUCAGGAAAGAAAACUAAGAGGCUAGGGGGUCAAAGAUAAGAGGAAGUCUUUUCACUGUUAAUCCAUUUUGCACAUUUUCAAUUUUGAACCAUGUGAAUAUAUUACAUAUUUAAAAAAUAAACAAGGCUGGGCAUGGUGGCUCAAGCCUGUAAUCCAAGCACCUUGGGAGGCCAAGGUAGGAGGAUCACUUGAGCUCAGGAGUUUGAGACCAGCCUGGGCAACAUAGUGAUAGCAAUAGGAGGCAGGUAAAUUCCUAGGUAAACAGGGAUGGGUCCCUUGUGAAACUCAACCUUCAAGCCAAGGACAGUCUAAAGCCUAAAAACCAAGCUAUGAGUUCCAGAUAAAUCCAUGAACCCAACUGAGAGCUCCCAUUCUUGUUUGGCACUCUCUCCUGAUUGGUCCUUAUCCUUCACCUAUUUUACACAUAACUACCCUUCCCCGAUUGGUCCUCUACACUAUCGUGCUUAUUACUGAAUGGUGCUUUUUCAAGCAUACCCACAGACCAACCAGCAUGCACUUCCCCAUUUCUAGCCCAUAAAAACCUAUAGACUCAGGCUCGUGGCCAGCAACCCACCUUCAGAUCCUCUCUCACUGUCAAGAGCCUUCCUGUCACUCAAUAAAAUCCACUCUGCCUUACUCACU
Messenger RNA from Cebus imitator (Panamanian white-faced capuchin), 1519 nucleotides. It is a transcript of the gene SMCO1, whose product is annotated as single-pass membrane protein with coiled-coil domains 1. The transcript is spliced from 3 exons. The record is from RefSeq and is a predicted model, not a curated record. The coding region runs from base 149 to 514 and encodes 121 amino acids. Lineage: Eukaryota; Metazoa; Chordata; Mammalia; Primates; Cebidae.